CGAAAAUGACGUGCGUAUUGUUGAGGAGAGGAAUGGGUAUCCGUUGUAGAUCUAGAUGAUCGAUCUAUUCUCGCCUUGUAGCGAACGAUGAAAUGAUUCAUUGACAAUGAAUCUGAAAAAUAUUUUCAGAGACUUUAAUCCCAGUAAAUUUCUGGUGUUUACUAGCCUGCUGGUGUUUUCUCUCCUGUUUGCCCUACGACUGGACGACACUAUUCAGUGGAGUUAUUGGGUGGUGUUCCUACCUAUCUGGAUAUGGAAAUUGAUGGUUGUUCUCGGUGCUUUGACAGGAAGCUAUAUCUGGUGGAAACACCCCAACUACAGAGUGGAAGGAAACAAUUAUGUACAGUUUAAGGCGAUGGUAAUUUGUACUGGCAUGCAUCUCCUACUGCUGAUGUUCGAGAUCUUAGCCUGUGAUAAUCUCGAGUCACAACACAACAGACAUCCCUGGAUCCUGGUAUUCAUCCCUCUGAUGUGCAUGUCUGUCAUUUCCAUCGGGAUCUGUGUAUGGGCCGUUAAAAAUGACCGCUCUUUUGAGUUGGAGCUUUUCUCAUCAGUUAACAUUCUGCAAUUUAUUUUCUUCGCCCUGCGAUUGGACAACACAAUUGAUUGGAGUUGGGUGAUUGUUUUUAUCCCCAUCUGGAUUGUAAUGUGCACAGCUAUGAUUGGUGUACUGUAUGCGAUUAUCUUGGCAAUUAUCUUGGUCAAGUCUCCGGAUAUCAUUCCAGAACAGAGGCGAGGAAACAUCUCCUCUGCUAUUGGUUAUGCAUUUUUGGUGAUACCAUUACUUAUAUUUGAGAUAUUGUUGACGAAUCGCCUGGACGGAGACAAUCAUAUCAAGUACACUGCCAUAACUGUGCCUCUGUUUAUAUCCCUCCUCACUCUCAUCUGUCUGGCGUUUGGUGCUAAGGGAGGCAACUCCUGGUGGUUUGGUAUAAGAAAAGACUUUUGCCAGUUUUUACUGGGAGUGUGUCCAUUUUUACAAGAGUAUGGAAAUAUAUCGUACUCGCUCCAUAACGAUGAUACAGACCCAGAAGAGACCGUGGUUGAGACUGGGAAAAUAGACAUGUGUCCUUCUAAAAAACACCAUAUUUCUGAUCAACCGAAAGCAGUUGUACCUGUUAUAUCUAUAGAGACUCCAGAUUGAUUUUAGCGUAAAAGUAAAAUUAAUUCUCAUGUUACAAUUUCUCAUCGAUCAUCGAUUUGACAUUCAUUUCAUGAAAAAAAGUUGUUGACAAAGUGCAAAUACUUUACAUUUAUAAUCACUGAUGUGGUUUCAUAGUGGGUUUUUUAUGCUUUUCUUUUUCGCUCCACGUUUUCAAAUCACAAGGCAUUUUGUAAUUAAAAGCUGAAUAAUUAAUACUUCAUACCUUAUACAUGUAUAGGUCGUUUUUAUAAAGACCUUAACUAGGUAUUUUAUUAAUUUUUAUUACAACAUUGACAAAUCUUCUGUUCAUUUAUAUAGUGAGAAAAAAAAUCCACCAAAAGGACCUCAAACUUUCCCCCAAAAUACACAAUCAGAAAUUAUUUUCACAAAUUUAUACCGAAUAGGGCAAAUUAAUAUUACACAUGGCAUCAUAUUAUUAUGGCAUUAUUGUUUGUAGAAUGCAGUUUGGGUUUUUAGAUGAAAUUUAUUGUAAUUAAUUAAACAAAUUUCUGACCAAUGGUGAGAUAAUUUAGUUCACAGUGAUUUCCUUGGACAAUAUGCAUCAUUUGCUUAUAAGAAAAAAAUUAAUAUGUAGACAUUUUCUAUUAAGAAUAUCAUAAAAAUUACAGGCAACAAGAUACACAGGGCAAGAAAAAACCCAUAGGCUGAUGGCCCAGGGCCAGUAGGUUUGGUCUGUAGGCAAGUGAAAAUUGGUGACAAACUGCCCCGAAAAGCAAACAAAACAUUUCUUGUAAUCUUUACAUUUUCCUUAGUAUAAUUUAAGGAUAAGUUUAUGCUCUUUUAAUAUUCUACAUUAAGAUGUGUUGUUUUGAGAAUAUGUGUUUAUGUGAAUAUUAUUGAUGUGGCUGUCCGAAUGAGAUAUCAACUAGAACAUCGUAAUUUGAAAUAUUACUGUGCCAAAUUUCACUGGUCUGUCUCAGAAAUAAGUAUUAUAUAAUUAUCUAAGGAACUACCCAUCAUGUAUCCUGUCAUCCUCAUGGAUAUUUUACUAAGUUUUAGCAUUUAGUUAAACAUCAUGAAGUUGUGAUUAUUGCAUUUGAUUUUAAAUGUUUCCGAAUAAUUAUUCACAGCAUGCAUAUGACUUCACAGAUUAGAUGAUCAUGGUCACAGGUUAAUCAAUUUAGAUAUUGGAAAUUUUAUAUCUUGUUCUUUAUAUAUACACAAAUCUUAGUUUAUUAAUAUUUUUAAAAUAUUUAUCAAGAAUAAAAUGCUUCAAAUUUUUAAAGAAUGAAUACAUGUAUUUUCAUAGAAGUUGUCUUUCAAUGGUUAAACUUUAUGAAAUGGAAUAUAGAUACAUAUUUAUAUCAUGUUACAAGAAAUUCCUUAUUGUUACUUUUAAUUGAUAAGUAUAGAAAUAAAAAACAACUUUAUGGUUAUUUAGACAUAACUAUGACUAUGAAUUUUUCUCAGAGAAUGGAAAAAAGAAAGAAAAGAAAAAAAGGUCAGAUUAGGUCAGGAUGCUGAUAAUAUACCCCGGUAAGUCUUGCUACAGGGAACAAGAACUUUAAUCAUCUACACAAAACACUUUGGUGAAGCAAGGAUGUUUUGAAAUUGAAAGUUCAUUUCAGAAACAAAUUGUAAAACUAGUAAAGCAUGGUGUUCAUUGUUGUACAGGGUACAUAUGAUUGAUAUGUUCAUCAUUGUUCUUGUACGAGGGUACAUAUGAUUGAUAUGUUCAUCAUUAUUCUUGUACGGGGUACAUAUGAUUGAUAUGUUCAUCAUUGUUCUUGUACAGGGUACAUAUGAUUGAUAUGUUCAUCAUUGUUCUUGUACGGGGUACAUAUGAUUGAUAUGUUCAUCAUUGUUCUUGUACGGGGGUACAUAUGACUGAUAUGUUCAUCAUUAUUCUUGUACGGGGUACAUAUGAUUGAUAUGUUCAUCAUUGUUCUUGUACAGGGUACAUAUGAUUGAUAUGUUCAUCAUUGUUCUUGUACGGGGGUACAUAUGACUGAUAUGUUCAUCAUUGUUCUUGUACGGGGUACAUAUGAUUGAUAUGUUCAUCAUUGUUCUUGUACAGGGUACAUAUGAUUGAUAUGUUCAUCAUUGUUCUUGUAC
Molecule: messenger RNA, 3220 nt
Organism: Pecten maximus
Lineage: Eukaryota; Metazoa; Mollusca; Bivalvia; Pectinida; Pectinidae
Product: transmembrane protein 185A-like
Exons: 8
Coding region: 107-1144 (345 amino acids)
Source: RefSeq, a predicted model, not a curated record